AUGGCGGCCCAAGCCAAGGACCGGCAGUUCCUUGCUGUCAUCGGAGAUGAAGACUCGGUGACUGGACUUCUUCUCGCAGGUGUUGGCCAUGUCACAGACCCCCCCGACUCCCAACGGAAUUUCCUCGUGGUAGACUCUAAGACCGAAACCUCUACGAUUGAGAAAGCGUUCCAAAACUUCACCCAAGAAAGAAAAGAUAUUGCUAUCGUUCUCAUCAAUCAACACGUUGCAGAGCGCAUCCGCCAUAGUGUCGAUUCCUUUGCCGAUCCAUUUCCUGCAGUUCUAGAAAUUCCAAGCAAGGAUCACCCGUACGACCCCGAGAAGGAUAGCGUGCUUAAACGGGUGCGGCGUUUAUUUGGAGAAUAG
Molecule: messenger RNA, 366 nt
Organism: Aspergillus oryzae RIB40
Lineage: Eukaryota; Fungi; Ascomycota; Eurotiomycetes; Eurotiales; Aspergillaceae
Product: H(+)-transporting V1 sector ATPase subunit F
Exons: 5
Coding region: 1-366 (121 amino acids)
Biological process (GO): proton transmembrane transport
Cellular component (GO): proton-transporting V-type ATPase, V1 domain; fungal-type vacuole membrane
Molecular function (GO): proton-transporting ATPase activity, rotational mechanism
Source: RefSeq, a predicted model, not a curated record